Messenger RNA from Panicum virgatum (switchgrass), 867 nucleotides. RefSeq lists its product as uncharacterized. The record is from RefSeq and is a predicted model, not a curated record. Gene Ontology annotation, molecular function: nucleic acid binding; zinc ion binding. The coding region runs from base 49 to 654 and encodes 201 amino acids. Lineage: Eukaryota; Viridiplantae; Streptophyta; Magnoliopsida; Poales; Poaceae. The transcript is spliced from 2 exons.
GACAGCUGCUACUUUGUGUCAAAGUUCAAAUCAGCAUAUGAAGGUUGGAUGGAACCAAUACCAGACAAGAGUAUGUGGCCUCAAGUACAACUAGAAUUCAAGUUGUGGCCUCCAGUACUCAAGAGGGCAGCAGGUAGACCAAGGAGUAGGAGAAUAAAAUCAGUUGCUGAGGGUGGUAGCAAGAAAAGAAAGAGAUGCAAGAGAUGUGGUCAGUUGGGACAUAUGCAAAAAACUUGCAAUGAGACAGUGUAUGACUCAGAUGAUCCACCUCCUGCACAACCAAAACCAAACAGUAACAAAGCCAAGAAGGAGAAAGUAGCAGCCAGCACAAGCACACCUAAAAAUAAGAGGACCAAGAAGGAGAAAGUAGCAGCCAGCACAAGCACACCUAAAAAUAAGAGGACCAAGAAGGAGAAAGUAGCAACCAGCACAAACACACCUAAAAAUAAGAAGACCAAGAAGCAAGUGAACACAAAAGUAGGAGCCAGCCCAAGUACACUAGAGAAGCUGCUACAUGCACCAUCAACACCAACUAGCCCAUUUGAUCUAAACUGUAGUCCUGGAGCACUAACUAGGAGCCGAGCUAGGAGAAUUGCAGUGGAGGAGGCUGAGGUGCAUGGAACAAUGGCACUUGACUAUCUAAUGAAUGCCUGAUGCGUGUGGUUGUUUGUUUGUAAUUUUUAAUGGCAAUUAGAUCCCUAAAUGGACUUGUAAUGGCACUGCAACUUGCAUCACGAACUGGCAUCCAGUCAACAUCUUUUGGCAUGCCAAAUUGAUGUAAUUUGGGACAUGUUGUCUCCUCAAAUAUGUUGACUGGACUUGUAAUGGCACUGCAACUUGCAUCAUGAACUUGCAUCCUUACAAUUA